Messenger RNA from Racocetra persica, 260 nucleotides. The record is from the annotation of a GenBank genome assembly. Lineage: Eukaryota; Fungi; Glomeromycota; Glomeromycetes; Diversisporales; Gigasporaceae.
AUGGAUAACUUUGAAAAGAUCGAUGGUAAUCUGUAUUUUUCCAAUGAACAACUUCCACCUUCUGAUAUAUAUGAUUAUAAUACUGUGAUUUAUGAUGAUAACGGGUGUGAAGUUUUCUAUCCUUUGUAUCUACCAGAAUACAAUAGUGAUAUGUUAUACGAAAUGCCUUAUUACGAAAUCCCAUGCCAGGAGAAACAGGGUGAAAAGGAAAAGGUUAUGAUUGAUACACGUGAAGAGAAAUUGGAGAAGGAAAAUGAAAA